AUGAGUGACGAUUUGUGCCCAAGCGUGGCGUCCUCCGUGGACAGCACGCUGUUCAACGUCCUGGCGGCGGGCAGGGACAAGAGCAAGCAGACGUUGGAAGAAAUUAAGGCAUUACAAGAAAGGAACAAAAGUCGUAUGAAAAAUGAGCUCAAGGAAUACAAAAUUGUUAACAGGCUUAUUAGCGAACACAUCAGAUCCAUGCCGAGUCUUCUAACUUCCCUUAGUGAUUCAUCACAGUUAUGCGACACAUUGUGGGGGGUGAAUAAAGCACAGGGGGGGACACAAUCGAUGGGAGAGGACGAAGACCUACAACGCAUAUCUAGUUGGGCAAACAAUAGCGCAAGAAUGGACACUCCAAAUCAUCACACCAGGAUACAGCUGCAGGAGAGCGCAGAAAUCACAGAAAAGGAAAGGGCAGACGAAGAUGCAGUAGUUGCCUGGGUCCCCCCAGUAAAUGAGAGGGACCAAAUUAGUAAAAAUGAAGAGCCUCCCCAAAAAGGAGAUCCGUAUGCGGGAUUCCCUUCCAGGAUGAACCUACUUCAACUGAAGCAAAAAAUUGAACGCCAACGAUUGACCCUCUCAGAUGUAAAGGACUACCAGACGAAUACAAUGCUACUUAGCGAGGUGAAGAAAAUAAGGCAGCUAUCCUUUAGCGAUGGAGCAGUGGUAAAAAUUAGGGGAAUGGGUAUGGGCGAUCAUGAGUCUCAUUCUAAAUUGACCUUAAGGGAGGAGGCAACGAUGUGGCAGACUCCAAAUGGAGAACACAAAAAUGAGGGCACUAAGGGAGGAGGCAUUAUUGAGCAACUGUUGAUGAGCAGCGACUUCCGUAGUUCUGUGAGUUCCAAGGGGGCGCAGGGCGAUCCUCUGGACGACUCGUUCACCACCGUGGCGUUGGAUAAUGGGCCUAAGGGGGAUAGGCCUAACAAGGUGAGCAGUGGAGAUGAUAAUACCAAAUUGAGCAGCCCCGAUUGUAAUGUUCAUGUAGAAGCGAAUGGAGUGGAGAAAACGAAAAACUCUCUUUAUUCAGUCCCUUCGGUUGGAGAUUUGGCAUCCCCCUCGAGUGGUCAGCUCCACGUGAGUGAUGGAGUAUCACUAACCCAUGAGGGAAGCCAGCGUGGGGAAGGCAGCCAAUGUGAAGAAGCCAGCGAAGGUAUGGGAAUAAGUCGGAUAUAUUCGCAAUACUUCACGGGGGAAAUAAUCGAAGAGGGUAAGGACGGGGAGAGCCUCCCUGAUGGCGCAUCGUCGCAAGGGGGAAAGGACGCAGAAGGAACUAACAACCACCCCAUAGUGACAGAAGAACAUUCAUUAGGUGAACAAACAGAUCAUGACCUCGUAGAUGUUGUAAUCCGAUUGUCCAAAUUAAAAAUUGAAGAAAGAUAUAAAAACAAGCUGCAACUUUUUAACGAUUUUUGUCUGUCCAUUUGUGUUCCCAUUUCGUAUGAGGGGGGAUCUGACCGAGUGGGGGAAGAACAACGUGGACAGAGCGCCAGCGUAAAUGAUUUAAGUGCGUGUAAGAUGGAGGCGAUGGAUGGAGAGCUAGAUAUGCCUAAUUUGGACAGGAUAAUUAUGGAGGGGGAGAAGAAGUAUACCAAAGGUAACAGAAGCGGCAAAUGUGUAAAAGGCACAAAAGGGGGGAAUGGGAAGAAGACCCAUGGAGAGCACGCUUCCAUCACGUACGAUAAUUUUUGCCUUAAAAGCAACCAUGUAGAUGAGAGUUUUAUCGAAUUUGAGGAAGACAUACAUUAUAAAGUAGAGAGACAACUUGUUGAGAGCGUUGAAAAGAGGAAGAAUGAUACCAUCGUCAAGUCGCUCAAUCGACCAUUCGUUGUUCCUGAUUGGUAUGAAAUUUUGGCUUAUGGUGAAGUUCCUCUUAUAUGCACGGUUGAAGUGGAAGCACCACUCAGAGAGUUGUGUCUUCCAUGGGGGAAUUGUUCCGACUUGGGGAAGCGUUCACAUGUCAUGGUCACUCUGCAAUUUGCCAUGCUAUACUUAUCCAAAGGGGAAGAUAAUUAUCAUCUCUUCAGAAAGGGGACAGCGUCAGAGGGGCGUUCCUUGACGGAGCCCGCACGACGAGAAAGAGUUGAACCACGAGGGGGUGUAAGUCGUUAUGACGAAACGGAGCAUGUCAUCGGGCAGGAAACUAUUAUCGAAAAAUGUGACAGUAACGGUAGUUGCAACUUAGGUGGGGAAAAUGUACAAGGAGAAAACAUACUUAGGGUAUUCACUGAGAAGGGACAGACAAGCCAACUUGGAGUGUCCUCACAAACCGUACCACAUUGCACCACUCGUGAUGCGAACGAUGUGCUAUACAUUUAUGUACACAAAAUGGUGAACCUCUCGAAGAGGCAUUUUGACAAUAUGUCCAUCUGUGUAAGGUUUACAAAAGAGGAAAAGUAUUACUACAGAAAUUUCACCCUGGAGGAGGAAAAAGCAUUCGACUUUUUUGUACACUCCAGGAGGAAGUUGAGUGACUUGCACGAGGUGAUAUUAGAGGUGUGGGAGAACUGCUCUGGCAAGGACAAAAGGAGGGGGGGUCGACAGAGUGAGUAUUAUGAUCAAGAGGAGUGUGGGGACUGCGUUGGAAUUGUAAAUAUCCCUUUGGAGGAUAUUAUACAAAAGGAACAAGUGAUAUGUUUGGAGAAACAAUUGGAGAUGACCCAUCAGUUUUACGAACAUGUUAAUUUUAUGUUUUGGGUCAUUCUGGUGAGAGGGCAGAAGAACAGACGAGAAAAUGUACGAGAGUUUUGUGAGAAGUACAUUGAAAGUUAUGCCAAUGAGAGAAAACAUUCCUUAUCGAAUGGGGAUAAUCACAUGGAUGAAUCACUAACCAGUUCUGUCUUUGCUCCAUCCGGAGGAGAGCAGUCUUUGGGGAAGAAAUUCACCCCGUCGGAUAGCUACCCAUCAGGGGAGGCAAAGUCCUGCAUGUCCAUCAAUGAGCAAUAUUUUAUUUAUGACUCGGAGAGCCUCUACAACAAUGAGUAUUACGUGUACGAGUUGCAGAGGGAGGUGUUGCAGAAGGACGUGCGUAGUAGUGCUCUGAUCGCCACCGUUAUGGAGAGGGCCAGGCGGACUGCAUCCAGCGCAGUGAGCGCGGCGAACGUAGCGGGGAAGGACCAACUAAACGAUGAUCAGAUUAGCGGUGAUGGAAGGAGUGAUGAUGGAGGAAGUGAUGAUGACAGGAGCGAGGAUCACGUUGAACAGGGCAGCGGGAGUGUAAGUGGCAUGAACAGCGAUGGAGAUGAGCAGGAGCGGACGCAAAGAAGGGUAUUACGCCGAAUGAAGAGGGACAGAACAGGCAAAAGGAAAAAAGACCCAGAGAUCUACCUACCCAUAGAGUUCAUCAAAGAAGAACUACUUCUACGAGGAAUGAAGGAACACAUAGUCCACCUAAUGAUAGCAGACAUGAAAAAAAACACAACCAACAAGAAUGACAAAUAUAUUUUAAAAACACACGUUGAACAAUACAUAGAUAAAAUAUUUACAAAGUGGGAAAAAUUAACAAAUAAAUUAUUCAUUCGAAAUAAAAAAAAAAUGCUCCUAAAUGAUGUGUGUGAAUAUUUGGACAAUCUCUACAUUGAUGACGAUAGGUACAUUAGCAAAGAAGAAUUUUUCAUUUUUUUUCAGGAGGUCGGAAUUGUGUUUGUGGACUCCACUGUGUUCGAUGAGUUGUGCUUACUCUUCCUUGACAGGGAAAGGGAAGAAAUUUAUUUCUCAGCUUUCUCCUCCCUGAUUAUAAGAAGAGGAGUCGAGGAACUCAAAAAUACUGUGUAUGGUUAUGACGUUUUGUUGAGGCUUUUUGCAUGCUUCUACGAAAACGAAGUGACAAUAGAGAACCUAGAAAAUGAAUUAGUAAAAAUUAACCUGCAGACAAAAAAUUAUUAUUCAACGAGGAUUAAAAGGUAUUUCUCUUCCGAGGCACUGAAGAGGAAUUCAUCGAUAUAUCAAGGUAGUGCUGAAGAAAAUUUGGGACGCUUCUUAAAGGAGGAAGAAAAUGUGUGUGCCUGCACCUCUCUGCUAUUUUUACACUCCAUCAGAUUUAUGCUGACUAGGUUUAACAAUAGCGAUUUUUCCAACCAGGAUUUAUUUUUCCUGGUGAAGUAUCUCUUGCAGACGCAGUGCAACUACUCGAGGACAGAUGUUCGCGUCCUCGUAAAUGUUAUCAAGGGCAUCGAGUCCGUUAACUUGAUCUACUUCUUGGCCCUCUACCACCUAUACGUGCAGCAGCACACCUCGGGGGGGGGCCUCGACGGAGGCGCGUACAGCCAGCGCAGCGAGCGCAGCGAGACAUGUCCAGGGGGUGAACAUAGCGAAGUGGAAGGAAAGCACUUCCCCGUUUGUGACAACAUGGGGGACAGCACAGACGAAAUGGUUGGUGACGAUAUGGUCGUGUCUUCCCCCUGUGGAGGGGCUCAGGCGGAAGGUGAGGCGCCCGGCCAGGUAGGAGGCACAUCUAGCCACGAAGCGGAACAUGAAGCCGACUACGAAUAUGAGCGCGGCGACGAGGGAGGGCAAGUGACCCCCUUCAUGCUGAAGAAAAGUGACAAUGAGGAACAUCUCCUCACCGGGGACCCCGAUAAGAGCAGUGAAAAGUUUCAUGGGGGAUCCCUUGUACAGGAGGAGAAUAGCCCCAGGGGGAAGGGCCAAACGGAUGCCCAAAAUUAUGAUGAUGGGAAGGAACCUUUGGGGGAGACUCGUACUAGCAUAACAGAGACGCAAACGAAUGGCAGCUUGGCAAGUUGUUUAAAUGAUUCAGGAGAGGACAAAACAGGUGGCCACACCACUGCAAAAAGAACAUCCAAUGAUGCACCCUCAAAUGUAAAGAGGCAAAAACACAUCAGCGUAACGAACACGUCCUUUUGCAACGCCACAAAUGAGAAGAAGAAUAGCAAUAGGCCAAGGAAAGACAUAAGGAAAGGUUUCAAAUACAUAAUCAUCAUUCUACAUAGUAAAAUUGUUAGUGGGCUUAUAACUGUGGAAUACAUUUCGGAGUGUUUGUUUCGCUACUUUGGAAGAAAAGUAAUGAAUAAUAAGAAUGAACAGAAUGAUAAAGUAGAGUUGCUGAUGCUAUUCGAUAUGCUGGGUCUGUACACGUCUUAUGAGAUUGUCUUGAAGGUACUGAAUUGGUAUGCAAAAGAGGUAAUUACAAACAGGUUGGAAGAAAGAGGAGUGGUGGGGGAAAAACAUUUUGAGCGACACCACCAUGGGAACAUCUCUUUGCUGCAGGACUUCACUGCCAUCAAUCACGAACAUAACAUAAAGAGGAUUAUGGAAAGGUACUACCUUAACGAACAAAUUGGAGGAAACAUAUUUUCAGGUAGCACACUGGAAGAUUUUUUUGCUCUCUUAAAAGAAAAAGACAUAGGUAUACAGGCUUUCUCCAAAAAGAACAUUUUCACGUAUAGCGAUUUUUACGCAACAGUUGAGAAUUUAAAUUUAGAUUUCUCCAGAAAUUAUGUGCGUCUUUUGUUUUCUAAUUUGUUAACGUACGAUUUGACCUCUUUCACUAGCGUAAAUAGCAAACUAAUAUUUUACGAUUGCAUGGAGGCUUAUUGGCUGAACUGGAACAAAGCCCACUUUGAGUUUCACGGGGGCGAGGCGCAUGGAGCAGGGCAUGCGGAGCAGAGCGCGAGGACCCUCUUGGAUAGCGUCAAGCAGAGGAGAAAAGAGCUAGACAUUUUUAAGAAAACAAACCAAGCGGGGUCUCCAAACAGAGUCAGCUAUACCCCCCAGAAAAACAGAUUAGUACUUGUGCGCGAAGAGUGGGGCACGUCCGUGGAGAAGAGUGUGCCAGUGAGGGAUCCGACAUCGGGCAUGACCCACACGUUGUCAACGCUCCCCCUGUACAGUUUAUUCUUUUACCUUUCUGAGAAUGGCAUUUUAAGAGGAGAAGAACUAAUAAAGCAUUACUUUUUUAUGAACAUGUUCAGGUGCGAAAUGAACUCUGUAAAUGUGGAUGAUUACGCAAACGAUACUUAUACGUUUUACGAUUUUUGGCAAAUUUGCAAAGACAAAUGUGUGAGUCAGUGUGAGUAUAGCGAUGAUGAGUCGUUUAGGGAGGACCUCCUAAGGCUGAUUGUGAUCAUAAAUGGGGACCGCCAUAAUAGUAAAGAGGCAAUGCGGAAGGGACACAGUGGAGGGAUGGGCGCCACGGGUGGACCUACCAUAGCGAAAUCGGCCUCCUCACUUCAAACCCUACUGAAGGGAAAGACUCACCUAUUUUCGAAAAAUUUCAAAAAGAAUAUGAGCAUUUUGCGGAUGGCUGUGGAAAACCAGGGUAAGGGGAUCACCGAGGUUUCGCACUUCCCACUGGGGCCCUGCCUGGGACGGAGUCGUAGCGCAUUAAGCCAGAGUGCCACCAGUUUUAACGCCAAUUGGAACAGAAGCGGCAGCUAUGAUGCAUCUUUGGGGAGACGAACUGGGAGCACGCACACAGGGGACGCACCACUUGUGCAGUUUCUCAAAAGGAAUAAACAUGUGGUAGAGCACAUCCGGGAAUUCUUUUAUCUGUUUGUUUUCUGUUGCAAAGUGGCGAACAACGAGUCGGUAGAUUUGUCCUUUCACGAGCAGGAGUGGAUUUUCUAUCGGGGGAAAUUGAAGGCUCACUAUUCACAGAGGGGGGAGAAUAAACACACGAACGUUCCUGCUGAUGCUGCAAUGAGGAGAGAGAAUGACAGACUUAGUAAGUCCCCAUUUUUAUAUAAGGAAGUACGCAUAUGCUGUGAGGAGAAGAAAUUUACGAGCCAAGAAUACAAGGGGGUGGUGUAUCCAUACCUCCUUCUACUUUGCGAUUUGUUGAAAAAAAUUGUGCACAUUUAUAAAGACGCACAUGCUGCUUAUGUGAAAAAACGUUUUGUUCUUAAUUAUGAGGAGAAAAAUGCGAGGAUAAAAUUUUUGCAUCGUGUGGAAAAUAUUAUGACCAGGUCAGGCAGUUUUGACUCCAAAGAGUGGAAUAAAAUAUACAGCAUAUUUGAAGCGUUAGACAUCAGAAUAAGUGACUUCCUUUUAAAUUUGUGGAACUGUUUGGAGGUGAAUAAUUAUAUCGUAAGACUCCCAAACGGAGUUACCCUUUUCAACGAUUGCUAUAAUAUGAUGUGGGAUUUGAUGAGGCCCAAGGGGAGUGGCCGUUCUACCCUGUGGGGACAUGUGCCUAUUGGUUGGAAGAGAAACUUUCCAGGGAAGAGGUGCACCCUCCUGGGGAGGAACAAUGUUAAUCAUGAUUCUGAUGAAUGGAACGAUCUGUACGUAAAGAAUGUGAAAUAUGUGAUUGCCUUCAACAAGUUGGUGCUGUCCGAUGUACGGGGGAUCAAUCGGAGAAGCCUACUUCACAAUAAAAACAUCACACAGGACAAAAUUUUCGCAACGCACAUGACGAACUUGUACGUGAGGGCAUUAUUUAAUGAAUGCAUUUUGACAGGACUGAACAUCAACCGAUUAUUCGCACAUAUAGAUAAAAAAGACUCUUUCAUUUAUGUCCUUUCCAAAAACUUUAAUCAUAUUUUUUCUGAAGAAGACAUAGCAUUAUUUGUGAAGAAGUACUCGUUCGUAGUUGAUAUGACAUCACUCCACUUGAGAAAUUCUUGCCACAAUUUUUUUUCAACUAAAAAUUUUUUAAAUGACCUGUACAGGCAAGGUGAAUAUUACAAUUCGGAAUUGAAGGGAAAGCUGUUCAGAUUUUUUUUUAAAAAUGAAAAUGUAUUUUUUUGCAAACACCACCAGUGCAUUGUACAUGCCAAUUUUGAACCAAUGGAUAAACACCAUUUGAUAUCAUGUGAUAAGCUCAAGAACAUUUUGUCCCUGCAUGGUUUGUUUCUUUCCUGGGCUGAGUUGUAUGACUUUUUCCAGCCGCUUAACAAGUUUUGCGUUAUUUACGACUCCAAGAAGUUUGAGCUGCAUGAGGCGGGGAAACCGGGCCCCUACAUCUUGAAGGCGUACAUCAACAUGCCUAAUUUGUUGCGCCUGGCGGGGGAGGCGGCACACAGGGGGGGGGUGCGGCAGGGAGAGAAGGAAGAGUACCCAUCCCAGGAUAAUCUCAAGAGAGAGAAGGACGUGAAAAAAUAUGAAUCAAAAAAUGAUUUUCACAAAAAAGACAGAUACACUGAAAAGAUGCCUGCAAAGGACUCCCACUCGUGUUCUGUCCUCUUCAGAAGUCGAGUCCGCUCAGGGAAGGCCCCCUCUGAAAAAGAAUCACUGGCAAAGGCAACACCAAGGGGGGAAAACGAAAAGGAGGAAGAACAAAAAAAAAUACUUCCCCUUGACAGUGAAGCGGUGUACACAAAUUUAGCAAAAACGAAAACGCUACCCAAGACAUACAUUUACCACUUUCGUUUUAACAGACUAACCAUGGGAAGAAUAUUAUUUUUUUUUUUCAUCAAGCUAGCCAAUUUGAAAUCGAAAAGCGACCUGACACAUGGGGAAAUGUAUUAUGGGAUCAAACGAGCAGGGAAAAAAGAUAUCGUAAAGAAAGAAAUGAAAAAUGCAUGCCAGCUGUUACUCAACAUGGAAGAAACCAAAUUAAACAGCAUCAUACCGGAUGACUUUGUUUUGAAAAAAGAAGAAUUUCUAAAUGGGGUUCUUUUAAAUUUAUUUCUCCUCAGAGAUAGAUUGAACGUCUUAUUCGGAGAGGAUAAUUCUUCACCAAUUCAUGUGCAUCAGUUUGUUCAUUUUUUCGACACGGAGAAAGGUGCAGUCUCCUUUUCGAAUUACAAAUUUGUGUACAAUUUUUCCUACGAAUGGAUAAAUCGCAUGCACAUGAAGGAUGAAUAUGUGAGCAGGGAGUGCUGUGAGGCGUUGCUGGCAGAGUUUCUCUUACCUAGUGUAGUUGAUGAUAAGGAUGGGGAGAAGGGAGAACUCCCUGUCAAUGAGACAGAGGUGCAUGAAGCGUCUGAGAAGGAAUCCAAUGUGAAGAAAAAAAAAGAAAAUUUUCAAAACGGAGUGGAGGACGCAGUGCUGCAUGAGCAGCUUGUGUGUCGCAGCUUCCAGGACAGAGACGUCACUCCGCGUUACGCAUUAAAAGACAACCAAGAAAAUCCCCCAGUGAGGGACCCCCUUUGGAAAGAGGAACUCGUGAAGAUGUUCGAAAAGAAUAUAAAAGGUAAAUGGAAGAAAAUACUCAUGCCUAUUUUUCACCGCAAGGAAUUCUAUGCACAUCGAUUUAGGAUUAUAAUAAAGGAAUUUACAGGGUUGAAAAAUUUUGUGCGUAAAAUGGAAAGCGAAAAGUGGACAAGGGGAGAGUCCAACGUGGAGAACAAAUCUAUCAACAUGAACCAGCCGAGUGCUCCCAUCUCACUCAGCUAUUUUUGUUGCUUCGCCAUGAAAGAAAUUGUGAUAGGAAACAUCUGCACAGAGAGUGCUAUGCCGCUUGGAGCAGAAACAAAAAGAGGUGGCGAUUCCUUGCAUGUCAAUUACCUCUUCGAGCACACAUUUUCCACCAUAAAGGAAAAAGACAUAGUUACGCUCUUCGAACAUAAUAAAAAAAUCUUCAAAUUAAAAUUGUUCUGGGAAGGAAGUAUCAUAGCCGAAGCAGAUUUACACAUUUUGGAGAUGUUUUCCAUUAUGAAGAAUGAGGAAAAGAAGAGCCACAAAAUUUUGUGUUUCAUUCCUACCGAUUCGGAUAAUAAGAACAUUAUCUUUUUAGAUGUAGAUAUGUAUUAUGAUUGCACGAAAAUGAGUUCAGGUGAUCCCAUUUUUGAAACUAGCCAUAGAGUGGUUAGCCCCAAUUUCUGCGUUGAACAGGUAGCAGAAGAGAGCCCCCAUGAGGUGGACUUGGCAAAAUUAAAUUCGUCCAUCAUGCCUGCGUCUGAAAAAAGAGCUUCUAAUAAAAAAGAAUUAAUAAAAAUGGCCGAAUCUGGAGUGAGCAAUAAUUGGUGCGGUGACAAAGCGGCUCAUCGUACAGCUCACUGUACACAUGCGGAAGAUGACUCCACCUCGAUGAACAGAAGGACGAAUUGCACUCUCAUGGACAGCCGGCAGAGAAGAGACGGAUUGACCUCCUCACCUGUGGUGCACCCACCAAUUACAAACGGGUUCACCCAAAUGAAUCGCCAAUACAGCGGCGAAUACGUUUGGUUGAGAAAUGGCCAGGAGGUUCAUUUGGCAAGUGAAGGGGGAGGAAAUAUCAGACGUGGUGACGACGCGGAUGAGAAGAAGUGUGACGAGACGAAGUCGAUCGUCCUGGUUGAUAGCACACUGGAAGGACACGCGUGGAGGAAGAAUUCCAAGGGGAAGCACAGCAGCAAGGCCGAGUACCAAAUAAAAGAUAAGGACAGAAAUGUGAACCUGUGGAAGAAUGACACGAGCCACAUGUACCUAACCAUUAACUGGGUAAUCCUUCCAGCGUGCUUGAUUAGAAAAAUGCUUAACAGACUAAGCGGGAAUGGAAAUGCAGACCGCGGGGGGGACGACGUGUUUGUAGCUGUUUACGUGGAGGUGCAUCAGUGGAUGGACCCCUCAGGUGGGAAUGGCAGUAGCGGCGACGGGACAUACGAGCUUCUCUCCAGGUCCAUCCCGCAAAUGGUCAACUGGGAUGAGGGGGGCGCCUCCCCCAAGGGUAACGAUGAAGGGUUGGACAGUUGGUGUGAAGAUGGGGCAGUGCGCAGACAGAGCAGCCCAGCAUACGGUACAUCACCUGAUCGAGGGAAAGAAGAAGGAGGUAGGGGGAACCUCCACCAAGUACCGGUGAAUCCUCGUGAGCAGACGCAUCCCUCCAGGGAAGAAUCACAAUCAGCAAACAAGCAACUAGUGAAGGAGGGCGAGGAGGAGGAGAGAGAAAAAAAAAAAAAAAAACAUUCGUCAGGAAAACAGUUAAGCAUACACAACUUGAAGAUAAAGCACAGGGAAGUUAUCAAAUCGGGGAGUAGGCCAUACGUGGAGGGGAAGAUAAUUGUGAAGGCUUUGAUUUCACUGAAUCACAUUUCUGAGGACGUCACGAUUGGGGAGCACUUUUUUAAAAUAAAAAAUCUUUUACACGAAAAUGAGGAUGUUGUAUUUUGCUGCGAGAGUCUGUUUCAUGGUGUCUAUGGAGAGAAGGAUGCACUUUUUGAGGAUGAGAAGGAACGGAAAAUGCUUCUGGACAGCUCAGAUGUAGGGAUGGGUGCUGCUGACCCGGUUCUAAUGAAAAAUAAAAACGAAAUGGUGAGAUAUCCCAAGGAGGAAGUUGAAAAGUUAGCAAUUGUGCCACAUGUAGAUGAUGAAAAAAGGGAGAAUGAAACGAUCAUUGGGAAAAAUUCGUCUAUAGAAAAAAUAAAAAAAGAAAAUUCUAUCGUAUUACACUUCGGUAGCGGACAUGCGGAUGGGGGAGACGAAGGAGACGGACGAGACGGAGAAGACGGAAGGGAACCUCAACACAAACAACUCAUGGGCUAUGUUUCAUUCGAAUAUGAAAUGAAAAGGACAGAAGAUGAAAGGAAUUACGAGAAGAGAGAUUAUAUUGCCAUACCCAAUUUUGUGAAAAUUUAUUUUCUAAAAAAAAAUAGAAAUAAUGAUAAUCUACUGAACGAAAAAAAUAACAUGUUCAGAAAAACAACUUUGGAAAAAUUAUUUGGGGAAGUCUUGAGGAGAGUCCACUACAGGAAAUAUGUAAAGGUAGAGACUCUCUUGAAUGCACUGACUUAUUCAGCUUACUCCAAUUACAUGGACUACAUUAUCAGACUGUUCCGACAUUAUGUGGGUAGAGACACGUCUUUAUUUUUUCCUGUGGAGAAUAUUUUAUUAAUUUUAGCGUUAAGAAAAUUGUCCUCUCAUUUUUCCAACGUGAUGAUGCAUUUGUGUCAAGAGGUCUAUCAGUGUAACGGAGAUUUCAAUUCCUUGGGUGUGGUCGAGUGGUCUCACUUCGUAAAGUGUAUGUUGAAAGCCCAGUGUGGUUCCUCCAAAGGGGGGGACGUAAGAAUAGGUAGUAGAAACACUAGGAGUGUUAAGGGGAAAAUGAUUGUAGUAGGAGCCAAUCAGGAUGAUCCUUCUCAGCAACUUCAUCAUAAACGCAACAAACGGGGACAGCAAAAGACGAACCUAUUUUCUUCAACGUCAUCUUGCAUGUCUUCCUUCUCUGCCUUCACCAAGGGCGAUACAGAAAAUGAUGCAUCUUCUACCGCUUCCUUAGCAGAGCGACACCGGGAUGGAUUAACUCCUCCACGAGUGACACACAGGAUGAAGGGAGUAAACCCCCUCAGUCAGAGAGACUGGUGUUUGUUGAACCAUUGGGAUAACUGGCACCUUCACAAAAACGGCAGAAGUUGUUUCUUCCUCUUGUUGUUCCUAAAUGAUAUGAUCAUUUUUUACCAAGAGAAUAAACACGCAGUGAAGAGUGAUGAACUGGACAUAUCGCUAGCCCACACGUGUGGUCGUGCUCGGGUGAAGAACAAAAAGUGCCCUCUGCACAGGUCACACCAUUUGAGUGGACUGGCAAGUGGUUUAACGAGGAGACGUGGACUUUCAAACAGGGUGGGGUGUGGCCAUGUCGGAAACCAUCUCAAGUCUGUUCCUCGUUAUGCACACAGAAGAAGAGCCACCCUAAGCAAACACAACAGUAGUGAUGCGUCGGUUGAAGAGAUGUGCAGAAGGAGUACCAGUGCUGCAGAUCUGCUUGCACGUGAACAAAAGGGUAAAAAGAGGACCUCCAUAUAUCAUUACAACUUGUUAAGUGGUGAACCGAAGGUCGCUCCAGUGAAGUAUCCAAGUGACGAGGAAUGCACAAAUGGGGUUAACGCAUGUACAGUUGUAGGUAGGAAAUUCCACAGGGAUCACAAAUGGAACCAGUUAUAUUUCUUCCAAGGUAAAAAUGAAGACAUGCUCAUGAAAAUGGACAGAACGAAUCUGGUAAAAGUUGACCCUUCUCCUUAUAGACUUUACGUCAAGGUCAAGAGAUUACACAACGCGGGUACGUUAGUUACGCAGAGCAUGGCAAUGUCAUUUCAAGUUGUGUUGAGUAAUUAUGAUUGGAUCCAAUCGGGUAGUCAUAUGCUGCCCUAUUUUGUGAACCCCCAAGAUGGGUAUAUCAUAAAUAAAAUUCAGGCGGUAAGCAAGCCCAUUUUGAAUGACCCCCAUUCGGGUGUCAACACGGCAGUUGUUUUGGCACUUCCAACCAGAGCGGAGAUGAACAGACUCUACAACGCGAGGAGUACAGAGAAUGUAGAGAACGUUCCGGACCUUCUACUCAAGGACAACAUGAAAGGGCAGCCAUCCUAUAGUCUCUUGAAAAUGUGCUUGCAGAACUUGUCUCUGCAGAUAUGCUUUUAUGACGUCCCAUUUUGGAGCGACUCCUUGUCGGAUGAAUCACAUGCCAAUGAUGAAGCCCUGGGGUGUAGUCUUUACCCGGAGGGGCAACACAAGGGGAGAACGAGGAAGACGCUCGUUGCCAGCACGUUCAUUCCGCUAAAUGUUCUUUUGAAAAAGGAUAAGACCAAGGUUAGGGCGCCCCUGGUAAUUUCCCCCUUCUGCAGCAGUAGGGCAAGACGAAGAGAUAUGGAGGUGGAAAUUCUCCUCAAAUAUGACAAGUUUGACACACGCGGGGUGCAACACAAAAGGGUCACACAGAGGGGUGGGCAAAACGACGUUCAGAAAAUGUUGCACAAAAAUGGGCAGACGAAAUUCAUCCAAGUGCGACCGAUUCAGGAGCAAUCCAAGUGGCUCAAGUCCAAGCUAGAGAGGUGCGCGCAAGGGGACGCCCAUGGGAAGCAGAACCCACCUGCAUACGGCAUCUUGGCUGACGGGUUCAAUAUCGACUCAUCGGUAGAAACACAAUCGGGGCUCCGCCUAAGUGACGACUUUGAUCUAGCGGGGAGACAUGACUCGGUUGACUUGUCUAAUAUUCCCCUGCUGACCCUUCCAAAAAUUCCCCCGCCCAUAUCGUAA
This is a messenger RNA of Plasmodium fragile, 13845 nucleotides long. RefSeq lists its product as uncharacterized. NCBI's taxonomy places the organism in Eukaryota, Apicomplexa, Aconoidasida, Haemosporida, Plasmodiidae. The record is from RefSeq and is a predicted model, not a curated record. The transcript is spliced from 2 exons. Bases 1 to 13845 code for a protein of 4614 amino acids.